Molecule: messenger RNA, 899 nt
Organism: Beta vulgaris subsp. vulgaris (sugar beet)
Lineage: Eukaryota; Viridiplantae; Streptophyta; Magnoliopsida; Caryophyllales; Amaranthaceae
Exons: 3
Coding region: 107-634 (175 amino acids)
Biological process (GO): xylem development
Source: RefSeq, a predicted model, not a curated record
AUUAAGCUCGCUCUCCUAAUAUCAUUGUCAAAUUCCUAACAAAAACUUGACUACUCUUUAAUUUCUUUUCCUGCAACAAAUAAAAGUAGGUUAACUUAUAACACAAAUGGCUUACUCUAUGAUGAGCUCCACAAAUUACAAGCGAAAAUGUUGGUUAUCUUUAUCUCCAACAGAAGCUGAUUACUGUUCUUUAAAGGAGACUGAUUCGAUCAGUACUUUAAACAUCGAAGAUCUUACAUCCAAUAGUUUCGACAUCGAAUCGAGUUCUUUCUUUUCUUCUUUUCUUACCUCUUCAAUGGCUUCAGAUGAUCUAGCAUCCGAUUUUGUAGUGCAUAACAACAGCCAAAAGUUUAUUUCCAAGAAAAGAAAAACCAUGGAGGCUUUUGUAGAUCAAGAGUUGGAGGAUACUGCUAGUUCACCGGUUCAAAGUCCUAAGAUUAAUGGUUUGGAGCUUUUUUACAUGAAGUCAAGAGAGAUGGAUAGUAGAGAAGUUUCCCAGGAAAAUGGACAUACUUCACAGCAAGCAGGAGAUAGUAGCAAUAAUAUGAGUUUCCUAGAGUCAGAACUUAGGAAAAAGGGACUUUGCUUAAUCCCUACUUCAAUGCUAUUAAAUUACCUAAGCACAAAUAUUUGAAGACCAGUUCUAGCUUGUUACUUUCCAUCUUCAUGUAAUUCAGGAAUAGCUAGGAUGCACAUAAUGUAAGAUUUAGAGGAAGAACAAUUUACUAUGAAUGUUCUUUAGCCAUGUAUUAUACGAUAUAUAUGUAAUGUAAAAUUAGGUUCAAUGAAUGUUGUAAAAUGCGAAGAUUUGACAAUUUCAACACUAUAAAUUCUUUGGAUUCAUCUUGUGUAAGAAUCAUAGGAAUAAGGUACGUGCACAUAAUGUAAAAUUACAGGAA